ACGUAAAACAGAACGUGGUUAUACUUCUUAGGUCAAUCGCAGUUUUUUAUUUUAUAUUUUCUAAUGUAUUUUAAGUAAACAGUUCUUUAUUAUUGUUAAAAAUGAAAGUGGCACAUGUGUUACGAAGAUUUAGUGGCUUACCCUUCUAUAGUUUAAAUGUAUGUUGCCACAGUAAAGCAACAAAGCUGCAAGUGCGAUACAUUUCUACAUUAGGAUUUCCUAACUCGAAAAGGUUUGCUCCUGUUGCUGUGAAAAUCCGUAAUCUAGGAAUAGGACCUACUUCAAAGGAUUUUGACGAGCCUUCACAAGGAACUCCACCAAUAACCAAAGCACAUGCUCAAGAGCUCGUACUCCAUUUGACUGACGAAGAGAGAAAGGUCCUCUUCGAUGCCCUACAAGAGUAUCAGUCUAACAAAAUUAAGGAUGAAUUUGAAGAUAAGUUGGCGGGCCAUAGGUGGAGGACCAAACUCGGCAGACCCAGCAAGGUGCCGACGCUGGGCGACGUCGACCCCACGGGCACCUACUGCCCUGUGCCCGAAGAUUGGCUAAAGAAAAAGUAUGCUGCAACAGUGCCCAAGCCUACAACCAGGGAGCUGUUCCACUUAUCACUAGCAAACUCAGUACCUUUCAUUGGGUUUGGUUUCCUGGAUAAUUUCAUCAUGAUUAUUGCUGGCGACAGUAUAGAGAGUAGCAUGAGCGCGUACAUCACGCUGUCGACGAUGGCGGCGGCGGCACUGGGCAACACGUUUAGCGACGUCAUCGGCAUCGGCUCCUCGUACUACGUGGAGCGCGCCGCCGCCUGGGUGGGGCUGGGCGCGCCCGCACUCUCGCCCGUGCAGCUAGACAUGCCCGUCUCCCGGCGCUUCUCCAACAUGGGGCGCGUGUUGGGCAUCACGCUGGGUUGCUUCCUGGGCAUGACGCCGCUGCUGUUCAAGGACGACGAGAAGAAAGCAGACAACAAGAACGCAGACGCUCAGUAGAGGACCGCUUCCUUCGACAUCGGCGCGAACACCCCACCGCACUCUCAACAGAGCGCAGCCGAGGGAUGGUUUGUACACACACCAAUUUAUAGAACAAAUCUAUAAGCAGCUCAUUUUCCGAUAUGUUUAACGGAUGAAGUUAUAUUUAGGCCAAUUAUGUACUCUUGUACUUACCUAUUAUCGAAUCUCCGCACGAGUUUACUAUAGCACAAUAAUUAGAAUAGUAUGCAAAUUUGAAACUGCUGUGCAGUAGGAGUAUCAUUUUAAUUAUGUAAAAUGCUUAUAAUGCUCUGACUGACUAGGUCACUCCCUCACUCGUAAUGCACACAAAUCAAUGUAAUUAGGGGCACAUGUUUAUAUCUUAUAAAGUCGUAUUUUAAACAUCAAAAUGAAAAUAUUAUGUAUUUAUACAUCUUGUUAGAUGGAUAAUACCAUAUAGAUAUAUGUUUGUGUUGCUGUGGGUGUAGAAUACGAGGGCUCUGUGUUAAUGUUUCUGAAUGUUAUAUUCUGUAUAUGAACGAAAGCAUAAAAUGCAAUAAACUAAUUACCUAUAUUAUUAAUCAAGUAGCGUUAAGUGUGAAUGUAAGACUAAGAGAAUUUAUUGAUGUUGUUUAUCUACGAUUUUAUAAAUAGAUUUUCGGAACUUUUUAUCUUCAUCAUGUUUUUUAUAAAUGAGAUAGUUCAAAGUACUAUGAAGUGUUUCUUGCCAUCGGCGGCUGCCUAGCGCCAAUGUGGUCUGCAUCUAUAUCAGCGUCGUGCUAUAUUCAAACAACUGUGAAGCAGCAGGGACUCUAUAUCGUGCUGCAUUGUAAGUUACCGAUACUUGUCUUCCUCAUCUGAAAGUAUUUCUGAGCAUUUCUAACUAAAUAAAAUGUAACAUCUAGUCAUUGCAUGUGUAUAAUACGUAUCAUUGUUCCAGUACAAAUGAUUAAUAUAUCCUAAGGACUAGUAAAAGUACAUAUUAUACUAUAGACGAGUAGAUUCACCUAUGAUGCGGAAUCCUUUAGUUCUGUAUGUGGACAUAGUGAUCCAGAACAUGGCUAGUAUAUUGUGACAGUUAUCAUAUGACAGAGGCCUGCUGAAUCUACCUCUGGCUAAAUAAUUAGUUUUAUGUUUAUUGAACUAGUUUAAUGAUUCGCUUUUUCAAAUAAGGUCGCAUUUGACCACAGUACCACUUGACGGUGAGCGGCGAUGGCCUAACAUGCAUCCUAGAUGUUAGUGUAGCCAUAAGCUCUAGCGUUGACUAAGAUUAGAGUAUUCGGGACAACAGACUGCGGCAAAUCAAGUCCUUUGCUAUUUGUUUUAAAAAAUAGGAAGAUAUUAUGUUUUUAUAUUGUGACUUUGCUUAGUUUUAAAUGAAUAUAUUAUUUAAAUUUGAAGGUCA
Pectinophora gossypiella (pink bollworm) is the source of this 2364-nucleotide messenger RNA. RefSeq lists its product as uncharacterized. Bases 102 to 980 code for a protein of 292 amino acids. Gene Ontology annotation, cellular component: mitochondrion. Lineage: Eukaryota; Metazoa; Arthropoda; Insecta; Lepidoptera; Gelechiidae. The record is from RefSeq and is a predicted model, not a curated record. The transcript is spliced from 6 exons.